UAUUGCAUUGUCUUUUAGCGCGCAAAAGCCGAGAGUUAUGCACGUAUACAAAAAACACACACACGUUGUACUUACUUAUUGUAGCUAGCGUGUUAUAUUAAUCAAAUUAUUAUACUUAGCGUGAAAUGUGCCGACGUUCGUAUUGUUGCUUUUGCUUGUAAGCAAAAGAGAUAUUAUAUACCACGACGACGACAGCGAGGACCUGGAGAUUUUUUUGAUGCACGAGCAAGACCAGAAAUCCAGAAAAAUGACGAGUGAAAACGAAGAGCAUCCCAAGUGUAGAAAGUCAGCCUGUUCCCAUUGUGAGGAGAUAAACCCAGGGGAAGAUGGCUACAGUAGCGAUGGGCACAGAUUACGGUCUGGAACAGAUAGUUUUCCAAAUAUCAAUGAAAGGCCAGUGGAAGACAUAUCCAUUGAGUUCUUCUACAAGCCACACACCAUCACUCUGCUGGUGAUCAUGAUAGUGGCAAUUGUCUACUUUGCCUUUGUCAGAGACUGUUCCAACGUGGAGGAUAACCUGAGGGCGGGCGUUCUGUGCGUCGUCUUCUUUUUCAUGAUAAUCUCAAUACUGACAUUCCCAAACGGACCAUUCACGCGACCUCAUCCUGCACUAUGGCGAAUAGUAUUCGGCUGUAGCAUUCUGUACGAGAUAUUUCUGCUGUUCAUGCUGUUCCAAAAUUACGAAACUGUGAGAAAAAUCUUCGUCUGGAUCGAUCCAAGCCUCCACUCGUUCCAUAUCGACAUGGACAAGGAGUACGGCGUCAAUUGUUCCGACAUCAACGUCGAGAAGCUCUGGAACCACUUGGACGUUUUUGCGCUGGCUCACUUUCUUGGCUGGACAUUCAAGGCUAUCCUUAUUCGUCACCUCGGCAUUCUCUGGGCCAUAAGCGUCAUGUGGGAGGUAACGGAGAUCGCGUUCGCUCAUCUGCUGCCGAACUUUGCCGAAUGCUGGUGGGACGCCAUCGUUCUCGACGUGCUAGUCUGCAACGGCCUGGGUAUCUGGGUGGGCCUUAAGAUAUGCCAGAUGCUCGAGAUGAGGGAGUACAAAUGGGUCAGCAUUCGCGACAUCGAGAGCACGACAGGAAAGUUAAAGAGGGUCGUCAUGCAGUUCACACCCGGUAGCUGGACGUCGGUCAGGUGGCUGGAUCCCACCUGUACUCACAUGAGAUUCGUGGCUCUCUGUCAGCUGGUUAUAUUCUGGCAGGUGUCCGAGUUGAAUACGUUCUUUUUGAAACACGUCUACGAGUUUCCGCCCUCACAUCCGUUCGUUGUGUCAAGACUAUGCUUGAUUGGAGUCAUUGUCGCCCCGUCCGUCAGGCAAUAUUAUUUGUACGUGACUGAUCCAUCGUGCAGUCGAGUGGGAACGCAAUGUUGGGUGUAUGGAGCGAUAAUGGUAACGGAGGCGUUGCUCUGCAUCAGACACGGCGCCGAACUGUUCGAGAGGACGCAGGCCCUCAAUAUAACUCUCUGGCUCCUGUGCCAGUCUCUAGUCUCUGUAAUGUGUGUCUACGGCUGUGUUUUGUGGCAUCAGUACUUUGCGACGGAUAAGAAAAACCAAUCUGGACAACCAGAGAAGAAUCGCCCAGAUUCCACUUCGGCAGGAAUCGUGGCUGAAGAUGUCAUGGCAGUCGAAGCUGAAGCCGAAGACAGCAAAAAGACCCUUUAAGGAACCAGAUGGUUAUAUCAGUACCAGAGGCUAAAGGUCGUACCUUCUAGUCGCGUCAAAACUAAACAAACAUAAUUUUGAAGAGCACGCAAUGCCAUGAAAAAUGUUCGUUAAUAAAAAUAAUAAUUAUAAUAAUUUUCUUCGUAAGUUUAAGGAGAGAAAUUGUACAUAAGCGUGAAUGCGAAAAAAUAUGUCUUAACUGUUUAGGUAACUAGGUUGUUUUAUUUUGUUUCUGUUAUUUUUUGAGGUCUACAAGUGAACGUUUUAGUUCUCUUCUCGAAGUAAAAUAGUACAACCAUUGAUCACUUUCAUUGUUGAUGGAUGAUUUGGUUUUCUUUUACUUCCUCCGCUAGUGACUACGAAAUUUUCGUAAUGCAAAGUUUUUCCAUGAAAGUGAUAUUUCAACAAAUGUUGUCAAAAAAUUGCUUUCAUUAUAAUUGGCAAUUUGACGUAUUGAAUACAUUUUUUAGAAUCAAACAUUACAGUGGUAGUAAAUGGGAAGUUUUAUGAAAAAAAAAAAAAAAAAACUAAAUUUAUAUU
Copidosoma floridanum is the source of this 2206-nucleotide messenger RNA. It is a transcript of the gene l(3)77CDf, whose product is annotated as phosphatidylserine synthase 1 homolog l(3)77CDf. Gene Ontology annotation, molecular function: L-serine-phosphatidylethanolamine phosphatidyltransferase activity. NCBI's taxonomy places the organism in Eukaryota, Metazoa, Arthropoda, Insecta, Hymenoptera, Encyrtidae. Gene Ontology annotation, biological process: phosphatidylserine biosynthetic process. The record is from RefSeq and is a predicted model, not a curated record.